Dinoponera quadriceps is the source of this 534-nucleotide messenger RNA. Its product is annotated as caveolin-3-like. The record is from RefSeq and is a predicted model, not a curated record. The coding region runs from base 1 to 534 and encodes 177 amino acids. Lineage: Eukaryota; Metazoa; Arthropoda; Insecta; Hymenoptera; Formicidae. Gene Ontology annotation, molecular function: molecular adaptor activity. Gene Ontology annotation, biological process: caveola assembly. Gene Ontology annotation, cellular component: caveola. The transcript is spliced from 3 exons.
AUGCUGGCGAGAUUCAGGAACAGCUUCCGCUGCGGCGUGCCCAAGUGCCCGACUCUUCGUAUUCCAGGGAUGGAGAAGCCGGAGUCCUCCGCAGAGGGCGAAAGCGGCGCCGAGUUGGAGGACCGGGAUCCCAACAGCCUGAACCAACACCUUCAGGUGAUGUGGGACGAUGUGAUCGGCGAACCGGAAGGCAUCCGCAGCCCCGAGUGCGCCUGGCGGCUCAGCGGCCAUUGCUUCCGGCUCUCCAGAGGAUGCUGUUACGUGCUCCUCUCCGUCCUCGUGGCGCCUCUGCUCGCCCUUUGUUUGGGUUUCACGUUCGCCUGUCUCGCGUUUCAGCAUAUAUGGUGCGUCGCGCCAUGUCUGCGCGUGUGGAAGAUCACGUGCGCGGCGAUGCGAAAUUUUCUGGCGGCGGUGACGCAAGCGAUCAUCCGGCCGGUCAUGGAGGCAAUGGGUUACCUCUGCCACAAUAUCCGCAUAUUCAAUCAGAAACUGCCGGACGGUCCUUACCAGAAGGAGGACCUGCUGGUCGUGUAA